AUGGCCAUCUUCCAGUCUAAGAAGUUCCGACCCUCAGCCCAAGCAAACACAAUCGCAGCCAGGUACCGGAGUGCCCUGGCAAAGCACCCAUUUGCGCUCUUUGGACUCCCUUUCAUAGCAACCAUGGUCGCUGGGUCAUUCUUUUUGACCCCCGCUACGGCGAUCAGAUACGAGAAACACGAUAGACGAGUGCAGAGGGUUACCAAGGAUGAGGAGUUGGGAAUUGGGAAGAAUGCAAGGAAAGUCGAUAUGAAGGAGGAGUACUAUAAAUUGGCCGCGAAGGACCUGGAUGAUUGGGAGCAAAAACGAGUCAAGAGAUUGAAGGGAGAGCAUGACGGCAUCAUUUGA
Pseudogymnoascus verrucosus is the source of this 348-nucleotide messenger RNA. RefSeq names its product Cytochrome oxidase assembly (gene COX16). Bases 1 to 348 code for a protein of 115 amino acids. The record is from RefSeq and is a predicted model, not a curated record. Gene Ontology annotation, biological process: mitochondrial respiratory chain complex IV assembly. Gene Ontology annotation, cellular component: mitochondrial inner membrane. NCBI's taxonomy places the organism in Eukaryota, Fungi, Ascomycota, Leotiomycetes, Thelebolales, Thelebolaceae. The transcript has 2 exons.